UUUUUUUUUAGAUUAAAUAAUGCACCAGUUCAGGGCUACACAGAUCAUGUUGGUAACAAAACUACCAUAAGGAUGACCUAUCCAGAGGGAGCCCCACUUUCUGAAAAUGAAUAUAACCCUCAGAGCUUGUUUGUUGUUGUCUUAUUUAAAAGUGUCGAUUUCAAUUGGCUUCAAGCAGUGGUAAAAAAUGAAGCAUUGCCACUAUGGGUGCGACUAUUUUUUUGGAAGCAGGUGGCUGAGAAAAUUCCUGUAGCACCAAAACAGUUUCGUAUUUUAAAUCCGAUCAUCAUUAAAGAGACUGCCUUGGAUAUACUACAGUACCCUGAGCCUCGAUCUAAAUUCUGGGGCUGGGAUAAG
Chelonoidis abingdonii (Abingdon island giant tortoise) is the source of this 357-nucleotide messenger RNA. RefSeq names its product lactosylceramide alpha-2,3-sialyltransferase-like. Gene Ontology annotation, molecular function: lactosylceramide alpha-2,3-sialyltransferase activity. The record is from RefSeq and is a predicted model, not a curated record. Lineage: Eukaryota; Metazoa; Chordata; Testudines; Testudinidae.